Molecule: messenger RNA, 3324 nt
Organism: Pichia kudriavzevii
Lineage: Eukaryota; Fungi; Ascomycota; Pichiomycetes; Pichiales; Pichiaceae
Exons: 1
Coding region: 1-3324 (1107 amino acids)
Molecular function (GO): RNA binding
Source: RefSeq, a predicted model, not a curated record
AUGCUGCCCAAAACUCAGCAGAGCAGGCUCUCUCCGACCCAACAUCAACAUUUGGGUCUUCAAGCUCAGCCUCAAGCUCAGCCUCAAUCUCAAACACAUGUAAAUGUAAAUGCAAAUGCAAAUGCAAAUGCAAACACAAACGUCAAAGUACAACCUCAAAUAAAUUCUCUGCCAUUGCCUCUAUCCCAGCCCCAAUUACAAUCACAAGUGCCGGUGCAACAAUUACAACCUCCCGUGUCGGCAUCGGCCGCCCUUGGUAUUAAUACAAGACAUAGAUCAGGUACUCUUCCUUCGUCGUUAUCGACAAAUCCAAUUCAACAACAGACAAUGACGCCUCCAACUUCGGCAGAUUUCUCCUUGAGAAUGAGAUCUCAAUCCUCACUGGCAAAUUCAAAUGCUCUUUGGGAUGAUCAAUUAUCUAAUGCUUCAAUAACCUCUUUAGAUACAACGGGGAAUCCGUCCAUUCAUCAACAGCAACAGCAACAGCAAUAUCAACAAACGAGGCUUAGAUCGUAUUCAAAUAGUAAUUUGGAUGUCCCUCUUGCAAGUACUCCGUUAGCUCCUUCCUCCUUUUUGACAAUUAAUGAACACGUUUAUCCAAAUGGCGGGAGUUUAAGACCUAGAUCUCAGACUUUUGCAUCUCCUAAUCAAAUGUUGAACCAAAUGAAUAAUAUUAAUAUGCCAAAUAACUUACCUGUAAAUAUGCAAUUGAAUGUCAAUAGUUUCAAUAUGAAUGAUAUGAAUAACAUUAACAAUUUAAACAACUUGAAUAAUAUAAACAAUAUAAAUAAUUUGAAUAAUAAUACUAAUAAUUCUAUGAAUCUUACUAAUAUCAAUAAUUUAAGUAUGAAUUCCUUACAAUUGGCAUUGCAACAACAAAAACAACAAAAACCUCUUAACAGAACAUCUUCGUUUUCUGUUAUUUCGAAUAACCAACCUCUACUUUUGGAUAACAUCCAAGAAUCUUCAAUCUCAAUAACUUCUACUCAUACAAACCCCUUGUUAGGUCCAACAGAUACUUUACUAAUAAUUAAUAUUCCAAAUGACCCUCAUAUCUCAAAUUCAUCUAAUUUCAAUAAGAUAUUGAAAAAUUUUGGCUUAGUGAAGUCAGUUCGUCAAAUCAAGUGUUGUGAUUGCCCCGAUUUAGUCAUUGUUGCAGAAUUUAUGGAUGUUGAAUCUGCAAUCAAUUGUAGAUCCCAAUUAAAUAGUUAUGAAUUAUAUCCGGGAUUAAAAUGCUCAAUAUCAUUUGCUAAAAUCCUGGAAAUCAAUAAUAAUUUAUCGUUAUUGGACUCAUUGAAUUAUCAAAUAAACCAAGCAUCGGCUAAUUCAAACACAAUCCCAACAAUCAUUACUCCGUUAGCUAAUAAUAAUAAUAAUAAUCAUAGUAGUAACUGCAACCAAACCAACAGUAAUAAUAAUAAUAUUAACAACAACAUCAAUAACAUUAAUAUUAAUAAUGGCAAUAAUAAUACGCCUCAAAAAUUGGAUAUACAGGACCAACCGUUUAUGAGACAACAUUCAAAGUCGAUUUCCAAUGUUGAUGAUGCAAUUCCACCUUUUAACAUUACGAAUUUGAAUGAGAGAAUAGAGGACUUCACAAAAGUCCAAAACUUUGUCUUAUCCGAAAAUCCGAAAUUAGAAUUAGAUACAGAUACAUUGAAGUCAUUGAUUGAUAACUCCCUAAAUUAUAAAAACAUAAAAGCCAAUGAUCUUGGUCCUUUACCUCCAAUUUUAAACCACAAACAAUUUGACAACCCUUCGUUGCGUGACUUGAAGAAACAACUAGAUCAGAAUCAACUAUCAACUUUAAAGAUCGAGGAAUUAAUUUUGUCGAUGGAUGACGAACUACCAGAAUUAGCGUCUGAUUACUUGGGUAAUACAAUCGUUCAACAUUUCUUGGAAAUCACCUCAAAGGACAAGUCGAGUUAUGUCUUAAAGGAGUUUUUAGUAAAAAAAUUGGCUCCAUAUCUAUCCCAAAUGUCUGCUCAUAAAAAUGGUACUUGGGCAGCUCAAAAGCUGAUUAAUACUGUUUGCACUAAUAGAGAAAUGAAAAUAAUAAGCGAUGCACUUAAACCUUAUGCGACACAACUAUUCAAUGACACUUAUGCAAAUUAUGUUAUUCAUGGUGUGUUAAAAUUCAACUUUCCUUAUUAUAAUUUCAUUUUUGAAUCUCUAUUAUCUUCGUUUUUGACUAUCUCCUUCAAUAGAUUUGGUUCAAGAUCAGUUAGAACUUGUCUUGAAUCAAUUGAUGGGCAAGAUGGUCACUCUAAAGAAUUCAUUACAUUGAUUGCAAUUGCAAUUUUGACUUGGUGUUGUGAGUUAAUGACCGAUGUUAAUGGUUCUUUACUAAUAACUUGGUUCCUAGAAACAUGCCAAACAAUUGAAAAUAAGCACUAUUUAUUAGCUUAUGUGUUAACACACGAAAGCGAAUUCAAUAAUGUUGAGGGUAAUGAUGGUCUUGUCAAAGAUGAUGGCGAUGAGCAGAAAAUAGAAAAUAGACAAGAAGGUUUAGAAGAAAAUGAAAAUAAAAUUGAUGGAAAUCUGGAGGAAAACAAAAAGAUUAAUGAUACCACAAACGGGAACAAUGGAAAUGAUGAUGGACAGCACAAAAUGCUGAAGAAUUGUAGAAAGUUCAUAAAAACGUGUACGCUAAAAUUGGGUACUUUGAGUAUCUUAAAAAUACUGAAUUACAGAACUAAUUUAGAAGCAAGAAAUUUGAUUUUAGUUAAAAUUUUUGGCGAUGAUAUUUUAAGUUGCGAGUUUAAUAUUGAAGAAGAGAAGAACCAGUCUGAUCAUAGAGAACUAAUACUUAAAUCGAUCCUUAUCGAUCCUAAAGGUGUCAGCUCCAUCCAUGGCUCUAAUUUUAUCCACAAGAUACUAUCCAUUCCUACGUUAGAUCCAGUUUUGAAGAGACGUAUAAUCCAUAAGGUAAAGCUGGUACUGACAGAUAUUAUAUCGGAAUUUGGAUAUUCACUUGUUUCUAAUAACUCCCUGCGAAGAUUAGGUGAAGAGUGUGGAAUUAGAGGUAUCGGCGGCAAUUGUCAUAACCGUUUAAACCACCAUAGCUUUAGCCAUCAUAACACUCUUUCUACUCUUGGUAACUGGAGUUCAAGAUCAAGGUCGGGCAGUAACUCAACCAAUCUAACAGACCAGAGCCCACCAGUGCCAAAUGGAGGCAAUAAGGUUGAUUAUGAUUUAUUGUUAAGGCAGCAACUUGAAGAGCUGACAUUAAACAACAACAUGAACACUAUGAAUAACAUGAACACCAUGAACAAUAUGAACGGUGUGAGCAACAUGAAUUUUAUGAAUUUCAACAAUAUAUAA